Messenger RNA from Clarias gariepinus (North African catfish), 1402 nucleotides. RefSeq names its product mitochondrial ribosomal protein S27 (gene mrps27). Gene Ontology annotation, cellular component: mitochondrion. The record is from RefSeq and is a predicted model, not a curated record. Gene Ontology annotation, molecular function: protein binding. The transcript is spliced from 11 exons. NCBI's taxonomy places the organism in Eukaryota, Metazoa, Chordata, Actinopteri, Siluriformes, Clariidae. Bases 29 to 1261 code for a protein of 410 amino acids.
CCAGCAGUGUGGAGUGGUACAGCCCAACAUGGCUGCCUCCAUCCUACAACGCUUUCUCCUGUCUGUCAGGACUACUUCAAAAUAUGUGACUCCGUGUUUAAGUGGCAGAAGAUGUCUGCUCUCAGCGGCAUACACAGACACCAGAGUGUGGCAGCAAAGAGAACACCAGCCUCAAAACCUCGCUAAACUGGCCUCUCUCAUGGACAAGACGUAUGAGAAAAAGCUUCCAGUUAGCUCUUUGACAAUAUCACAGUUUGUAGACAAUAUAUCGUCUAGAGAGGAAGUUGACCAAGCAGAGUAUUAUUUAUACAAGUUUCGACACAGUCCAAACUGCUGGUAUCUCCGUGACUGGACCAUUCAUAGCUGGUUUCGACAGUGCAUUAAAUUUGGAGCCAGAGACAGAGCUCUGUACACACUUAAGAAUAAGGUACAAUUUGGAAUGUUUCCAGAUGAGUUCACAUUUAAUAUCCUGAUUGACUCUUUCUUAAAAGAUAAAGACUACAAGGGAGCCUGCUCAGUUGUUGAGGAGGUGAUGCUACAGGAAGCUUUUGACCUCCCUACGACUCAGAUCUUAUCUCUGUUUUCCCUGAGCAAGUAUUUUGCAACCAAGCCAGAUAUGAGUUGGCAGGAGGAGAGAAACAUGGGAGCAGCUCUUCUGCUGGCUGGACUAAAGCAGGAAAAUUCUGCUGGCCUUAGUGCACAGUUACUUGGUUAUGCACUCAUUGGUAAAGUAGAGAUGGCCAGAGGAAUCCAUGCAGUGUUUCACAACAUGCCCUUGAUUUGGUUUCCUGGUUAUUUCGGUAAAGCCCUGGAUGUUAUGGAGCGAGUGUGCAAUGAUGCUGGGGAUUUAAAACUAUGCCAGGAAAUUCUUAACUACAUGCAGAUAACACUGCAGGAACUCUUGUCAACACUUGCUUCUGAAGCAAUUGAGGAGAAAGCCACAGAAACCCAGACUGUUAACAUAGAUGAUGAUGAUGAGUUUGAAAGAGCCAAACUACCACAGUACACAGCUAGGUUCAAGGAGCUAAACGAACAGCUCCACACACAAGGGAAAGUGGAGAUGCGCAAUCUGGAUACACUUGUGUCCAUCCUGGCUGAAGAGAAUCUGAAGGCUUCUGAGGAGAGGGAUGUGGCUAAUUACGAGAAGAAUGUGCAGGCCUGGGAAGCAGAACGCAUGCAACUUGUCCAGAGAGAGGAAAUGAUGAGAAGAAAAGCAGAACAGGAGCAUUUGGCCACGAAAACAGCCCAAGCAGUUCACUGACACACUCGGAGAGAAGAGAGAUUUCAUUUCAUGUGUAUUUUAAGUGGCUACGGCAUAAAACUUUUCUGUUUUUUUUUUUUUUUUUACUCCACACCCUGUCAAAGUUUGAACAAUAAUAAUAAAAAAAAAAACUAGGAUUUA